AUGCCGAGCCCUGCGCUCACACCGCCCGAAGCAGUCGCACGCUCCUCGCCGCGCUUGAGCUCGGCGGCCGCCUCUCGCCGCCUCGUGCGCGCGUCUCGCGAGCCCGAGUUGUCGCCUUGCCCGGGGCGCGGGCUCGUCACCUGCCCCGCUCGCCGUCCUCGACCCCGGCGCUCUGCGUCGGCGUCCGUCUCGUCGCUGACGAGCGCGACGUCGGUCGGGACGCUGUCGGCGCCGUCCGUGAGCGCGAGGGCGUCGCGCACGAACGACAAGGCCCGGUCGUCCGAGAGCGUCACGACGACGCGCGACGCGUACGCGAUGUCGCGCUGCUCGUCUUCGUCGGCGGGCGCGCCGCCCUUGGCUGCGGCGCUACGCCGAGAGCGGCGCCGGCGACGGCGGGCGGCCGAGGUGAGGUCGCCCUCGACGGCGGCCGGCUUGCGGAUCGAGAGGAAGAAGCUGAGCGCCUCGACCUUGUCGGGUUGCGCGCCCUUGCGCCCGCCCGGGCUCCCGCCAGUGGCGCCGCCGGUCAGGUCGCUCAGGCGCUGCGGCGGUGUCGACGCGCUGCGCCGAGGCUCGAAGCCGGUGCGGAACGUCGCCGGGCUCAGGUUCGAGUCGUCCGACGAGGACGAGGGCGGGAGCAGGACGACGCAUUGGAGGUACGCGACGAACGACUCGUCCGGGUUGGCGGUGCUCGCCGGCGACGAGGGAAAGGGGAAGCCGCCGAAAGGGGCAGGCGGCUGGGCGAUGCCCUUGCACCGCAGCGCGUACUUGAUGUACGACACGGCGCGGCGGAUCGGCUCGUUAGUCGGGUUGAGGAGGGUGAGCUCGACCGGCGGCGGGUACGACGGGUGGGGGAAGGGGAGCGAGUACGACGACGGGGUGGGAGGUGCGGUCGAGGGUGCCGAGGUGAGCGAGUCGGUCGACGUGUUUGAGGCCGUGAGGGUUGGCGAAUGCGGCGAGGUCGGCGAGGACGACAGGCUCGUGCGCCCGAGCGAGGUCGGCGUUUCGGGCGAGCUCGACGCCGCUCGCGCGAGACCCGAUGCGACGACCGGCGGCGCGCAGACCUGCGGCUGCUCGGCGGUCGCUGUCCGGGUCGACGACGUCGAGCGCGAGGUUCGAGAUGGCGCGAUCGUCGUACACGAUGACGCGACCUGCUCGACCAAGCCGUCGAGGCUGUCGCCGACGAUAGUCGCCUCGAGCUUCGGGCCCUCGGAGCGCGCGAAGCUCUGCUCGUCGAGGAAGAGCUCGAGGCGGUGGGCGAGCGGCGCCGGGACGAACGCCGUCGUCUUGAACUCCUUCUUCUCGCGCGGCGGCGCCGGCGCCUGCUGCUGCUGCGACUGCGACGACGGCGACGGCGACGGCGACGACGACGGCCGAGCGGCCCUCGCGGUCGGCCCGCUUGGCCUGGCGCUCGGGGAGCGACCGGCAGAAGCGGUCGAACGCGCGCAUGCGCUUGACGCCGUCGAGGUGGAGGAGCCCGGCGAGGACCUGGCGGAUGGCGGCGUCGGGUACCGUGAGGAGGGCGUCGACGACCUUGUCGGCGAGGCUCUGCAGGCUCGUGUGCCCGAUGCCGAGCGGGUACUUGCUCGGCGUGACGCACCGCAGGACCGUCAGGCCGACGCACCAGGCGUCGACCUCGGGCCCCCAGUAGCGCACCGAGCCGAACUUGUCGCGCAGGCCGCGCCACAGCUCGGGCGAGUGUGCGUCGCGAGGCCAAAGUCGAGGAGCUUGAGGUGCAGGGUCGCAGGCGACGUGGACGAGUCGACGCGGACGAGGAUGUUCUCGGGCUGCAAGAGGGGGCACGAGGCCGUUAGUGCUGCUCGCGAGCCGGCUCUUGACGACACUCGCGAGCUGAUCGAGGAUGCUCCAGGCUUGGUCGGGCGGGAGGACGCCGUCGGGCGACGAGGCGACGAGGUCCUCGAGCGUGACCGACGAGCGCAGGCACUCCUCGACGAGGUACAAGUGGCCCGGCGUGCGGAUCGUCUCGAACACCUUGACGAGGUUGCGGUGUGGUAG
Messenger RNA from Rhodotorula graminis WP1, 2013 nucleotides. RefSeq lists its product as uncharacterized. The record is from RefSeq and is a predicted model, not a curated record. NCBI's taxonomy places the organism in Eukaryota, Fungi, Basidiomycota, Microbotryomycetes, Sporidiobolales, Sporidiobolaceae. The transcript has 6 exons. Bases 1 to 2013 code for a protein of 670 amino acids.